Molecule: messenger RNA, 306 nt
Organism: Marasmius oreades (fairy-ring Marasmius)
Lineage: Eukaryota; Fungi; Basidiomycota; Agaricomycetes; Agaricales; Marasmiaceae
Exons: 1
Coding region: 1-306 (101 amino acids)
Source: RefSeq, a predicted model, not a curated record
AUGACAGAAAGUAAGGCCUGUUCCUUCCAUCCUGCAUUUUACGUUCUCCCCUUCUCCUUAGGCCGCCACACCAGGUCUGGAGGGACCAUGACGUUUAAUCUAUUCAACUAUCCGACGACUAUCAUCUCAAGCAGUGUUGAGGUGAUGAAGAUCAUGUAUUGCGUCUGUCGUUGGGUGGUCUCGCCAACGAGUCGGCGCCAUACUAGGUCUAUACAGCCUUUCCAACACCAUUAUCCAAUUAACAUUCCUCAAAAAGAUACUGAAAAGAAUAGGCGCGAGAAAGAUGUAUCAGAUCGCCUAUCCUAG